Lactuca sativa (garden lettuce) is the source of this 720-nucleotide messenger RNA. The record is from RefSeq and is a predicted model, not a curated record. Lineage: Eukaryota; Viridiplantae; Streptophyta; Magnoliopsida; Asterales; Asteraceae.
AUGUUGAUGUUAGAAGAGUAUUGUCCAAGGGAUGAAGUAGAAAAAUUAGAGCAUGAACUAUGGACCCUCAUAAUGAAUGGAUCUAAUCUCGCUGCUUACACGACUAAAUUAUGUGAUCUCUCUGUAUUGUGUCCCGGAAUGAUAACCCUAGAAACAAAAAAGAGGAAAGAUACCUAUGGGGAUUGUCAACCCAAAUUCAAGGAGUUUCUUAACUCUUCAAAAAAGAUUAAGAAGAAUCAGAAGGCGACGUCUUCAAAAAGUCAUAGAGUUCAAGAUGAACCUGCACGGAUCACAGAGACAGUUGAUAGAUGGGUGGCAGAAGAAAAAGCUGUCAAGAUGUAUGAGACUGGUCAGUCAUCUCGACCACAUCUCCCACAUUCUUCUGAAGAUAACACUUUAUCUCAAUUGUUUGAGAAAAGUGUGAAAAUUGAAGAUAAGAUGGAAAUUGUCGAAGGAAGGGCUACUCAUCUCUCUGAAAGAGUGAGAAGGCUAGAAGGACAAAGGAAACGAGAUCAGGAAUCGGUGAUGGAUGUCCAUCAUCGUAUAAAUUUUGCUUAUAAUGACAUGAUUACUCACGAUGCCAGGAUUGCAGAGUUAGAGCUCUACAAUAAAACCUCAAGAAAUGAAGAACGCACGGGAAGUCUUGAGCAGAGAACUCAAGCACUUGAAGAGCAAGUGGUUAAGGUUACUGACGUGCUGGGUCAUCACUUAGGUUUUUAG